CACAGCAACCUAUCCUUCCAAAUUCCGUGCGACGCUCUCAGUAACCGCAGGACAUCCACCGGAGGAACUUGAGUGGCACCAUUGUGUUCAUAUUCUCGAUCAGGAUGGCCGGAAAAUGUGUUCUCAGAUCAACAAUGCUGUGCCUAAUGGUCUUCGCGCUCUUCUCCGCGGCCGGUGCUGCCUCCGCUGCCAGGCCUGAGGCAAUGCAGUGCGGGCCUUGUAAUCCCAACCGGUGUCCUGCCAUUGGGCAAUGUCACCGCGGGAUAACAUGGGAUGUGUGCAACUGCUGCGAAGUCUGCGCUAAGGGUCUGGACGAGGAGUGCGGUGGACCUUGGGGCGCGUACGGCAAAUGUGGGUACGGCCUCACAUGCCUCAAGGACGCCAGGGAGUGCCCCUACCUAUUCCAUCCUCGAGGCUCUGGCGCAGAUACUGGGUCGAAUAUUUGCGAUGAUUAUCUGUUCAAUGGUGAGGCCUAAAACUUGUAAAACUGAGA
Penaeus monodon (black tiger shrimp) is the source of this 493-nucleotide messenger RNA. RefSeq names its product venom protein 302-like. Lineage: Eukaryota; Metazoa; Arthropoda; Malacostraca; Decapoda; Penaeidae. Gene Ontology annotation, cellular component: extracellular region. The record is from RefSeq and is a predicted model, not a curated record. Gene Ontology annotation, biological process: regulation of cell growth; regulation of signal transduction. The transcript is spliced from 4 exons. Gene Ontology annotation, molecular function: insulin-like growth factor binding. Bases 105 to 476 code for a protein of 123 amino acids.